Ilyonectria robusta is the source of this 501-nucleotide messenger RNA. RefSeq lists its product as uncharacterized. The record is from RefSeq and is a predicted model, not a curated record. The transcript has a single exon. NCBI's taxonomy places the organism in Eukaryota, Fungi, Ascomycota, Sordariomycetes, Hypocreales, Nectriaceae. The coding region runs from base 1 to 501 and encodes 166 amino acids.
AUGUCGCCAUCCGACAAUGAUGUGGUCUAUCUAGGCACAAUAGCCCGUCGGGAUGGGUCUCCUGCGUCUGCUUGUCCCACGACUACGGCCGCCGACCGAACCGACUACCAUACCCGCCGAGCAAAACCUCUACGUGUGUCGGACAGUCGCAGCCCCCGCCGCCCCCGCCGCCCCCGCCACCCCCGCCACCACGACGAACCGAUUAUCCCCUUCGAGAUUAGAAAAAAAUAUGUUGCCUUAGGUUGGGUACGGAACUGGAGUGAUCUAACUACCCGGCCAGUCGUGUUUGGCUUCUUUGAUGGAGCUGGUCGCCUCUGUCGCCGGAGGGGACAUAAAGGACCCGAUUCGUCAAUAGACGGCCCCUCAAAUGUGGCCAUUGAUCACGACGAAGUUGAAUACAAACCGCGCUUUCAGGGAAUGUCGAAGACACAAAUUCGAGACGAGCUGUCGCGACAUUUGAUCAAGAAGGCUGGACGAAGUUUGGGACCUGGCGAAAUAUGA